Messenger RNA from Aureobasidium uvarum, 1230 nucleotides. The record is from the annotation of a GenBank genome assembly. Lineage: Eukaryota; Fungi; Ascomycota; Dothideomycetes; Dothideales; Saccotheciaceae.
AUGCAUGAUAAAGCAGAUCGGUACGACGAAGCAGACCUCAGCUUCCUAGAACUGCCAACAUUCCCAGAGGAUGUGCCCACAGCGCCACUUCUUCGAAUAAGUCUAAGCAGACUCUCUAAAAGCGACCCAGAGGAGAUUAGCAAGCUAUGGAAAGCUUGUUGCGAGCUUGGCUUCUUCUACCUCGACCUCCGCAAUGUUUCGACCACAGAAGAUCGACCGACGUCUCCUGCUGUGGACGGCCUGAACGAAAGCUUAAAGAAUGAGAACGGUAGAGCCGAUUCUGCUACCGGAGAUGAUGAGCGUGAGGCCCAGGUCAAGAUCGAACCGACCAGAGAGUUUGAGGUCAACGUCCACGGCGAAAGACUGCUCCAAGACGCUGAAGAUCUGUUCAGAGUCGGCAGAAGUGUGUUCGACCUGCCUGUUGAGGAGAAGAUCAAGUACGACCUGAAGGACCAAGGAAGCUAUUUUGGCUAUAAAGGAUAUGGUCAAGGUGUCAUCGAUGCCGCAGGAACGAAGGAUCGAAAUGAAUUCUACAAUGUAUCGAAAGACGACAUCCUAGGACUCUCCGAACCCCUGCCUGCUCCCGAACUGCUUGAUCCACAUCGCGGCUUGUUAAAGUCUUUUAUACAACAAUCUCACGCACUCGUGUGCCUAUUGUUGGGUCUGCUGAACGAUCAAUUGAAUCUUCCACACGACAAGCUGCCGUCUUUGCAUAGACUGGACUCAAUUUCUGGUGAUCAGGUUCGCUGGGUCCACGCGCCACCCCAACCAAUGGACGACCGGAGAACUGCACUAGGGCAGCAUACCGACUUUGGGAGCGUUACAGUUUUGUUCAAUCGGCUGGGAGGACUUCAAGUGUUGCCGCCAAACACAGAUGAAUGGUGUUAUGUGAAGCCACUCAGAGGCCAUGCGGUCAUCAAUUUAGGCGAUGCAAUGGUGAAGCUUACCGCCGGCAUCUUGCGCUCCAACAUACAUCGUGUUGUCAACCCUCCUGGCCAACAAGCCAAUCAUACGCGAAUGAGCUUGGUGUACUUUGCCAGACCAGCGGACGACGUUGUCCUGAAAGCGCUGGAUGGAAGUACCCUCAUUGACCAGAAAAGACAACAAAAUCCAGAUGGUCUUGACGAUGAGGAGAUCACGAGCAAAGAAUGGAUACUACGCAGGGCAUUGGGUCGAAGACAAGGAGGAGAUUGGACGAAAGCUGGUGGAACAGAGCGUGGACGCGUCUAG